CGGGGAAAACGAUCAUUCUAGGAAACGCGAUAUAUUGCGACAAGGAAGUUAUUGUCCUUAGUGUGGAUUGGCGUGGUCAUCUUAGAACACGUGCUAGCAGGUCGCGCGUGAAAUAAUCAAGAGUGAUUCAUCCGUGUCAGAAGCCGUUGUGAUGUGCACACGGCAUGUUUUUCUCAUGAUGUCUUUUUCCGUCGAAAAAAAAGAUCUUUGUCUGCAUGAAGGAGAGAUUUUUGUUUCAACACAGGAAAUGUCCUGAACACAUCUAAUGGUUUUGUUGUUUCUUUUUUUUAGAUCGUUAAUAGUCUUAGAGAAAGUUAGCUCUCAAAAGUUUUGUAUUUCUUAGCCCAUUCAGACUAAAAUACACACACACGCUGAAUUUUAGUCCUUCUUUUGUGUGGGGCAGGAAAGCAUUACUUCAGGUAUUGCAUCAGCAUUUAUGGGGUGAGUUCAGAACGAAUUAAAAGGAAGAAUAGCAGAGUUUCUUACUUUCCCUGGGAAGGAGUGGCAUUGAUCAGAGUGCUUUGUGUUUGCUUGUUUCUCUUCCUCUGAGUGCUCAUUCAUGUAAGUGUUGUAAUGCCACAGCCACGUUUAUGUUUUGGGAAGAGUCAGUAGCCAAGUUAAAAUGAAAAAUCGCUUACUUCACUAACCAGGGCUUUAUAUGGGUGCAGAGGCGCAGAAUUAGGAAUUAAAUCAAGUAUCUUAAAGUUCUGAUGACUUACCUAAUGGACCCCUACUUAAAGGGCUUUUGGACUGAGGCUUUGGUUGGGUUAAACACAUUGCUUUUUGUGUUGCUUCUUAAUAACAGUGUGGGAUGCACCUAUCCCACAGCAAUUACUAAACUCUUUCUAGAUCACCUCUGAAAAACAAGUUAGAGCAAAUACUAGUAUUUUUGUUCUUAGCUUAGGAAAUCUGUAAUAUAUUUUAUCUCUCCCCAUGUCUGUUGUGUUUAACAUUUAAAUCUUGCUUUGCUUGCAGCAAUUUUGGAGAAAACUGUAGGGGUCUGAGAAAGUGGUCAUUUUCACUGAGAAACCAGUUGGCUUGGAAUAGAAGAUUUUUCUUUUAGGGAGCUUUUUUUGACGACAAGUAAUAAUACAAGCAGCACCUUUGUUGGGUGACAGACUAGGAGGUUGUUUUUAUAACGGAAUGGCUUAAAUAUCCACCCGUCGUGUGGAGACCACACAAGCGUGUGUGAUAGUACAGACUUUACAGAUGGGUUUGUUGCAUGUGUUUUCUUCAGCCUGCACUGCUGUUAUGUGCAACUUAUUCUAGACUAAGGGCACAGACUUUUUGUGGUGCUGAAGAAAUAUUUUGGGAAAAUAUUGAAAGGAAGUUAAAAUCAGAUAAAAUUAAACUAGAUCAGCCAUACUGUCACUGUUGCUAUGACACCUCAUGUAUGUAUUCCUAAAGCACGUGCAGUUCGUUUGUGCAUUAAGAGUUGAGGGGUUUUGCAGACAGUUUUAACUUUGUUUGGUGUAGCAGUAGUAAGUAUUGCAGCUGGUUGCUUCUUGGGGAACUUCAGUGCUUUGAAAUGGGUAAAGAUGUUUUGCAAAUUUCUAAAUGAAAUUUCUGAUGUGUAAACAGAGAUACUAAUAUUAAUCCUGUAACACUGGUAAAUUAUGACGCUGCCCUGAAUAGAUGAUGGAAUUGUCAAUUUAAAAUACAUUCGUUACCAGCAAUUUUUAUUGAGUUUACUUUCUGCUUAUGGCAUAUCCCUUCACCCCUAUUAAAAAGAAAUGGGGUCAGUAAAACAGAAGGUUAAAAGAAUACUAUGAUUUAAAAAGAGAUUACUGCAUUAACAGUGCAGCCAGACCAGUACAAUCUCAGUCCCCUCUUAUUGGGACUUCCAGGAGUCAGAGAUGAUAAGGAAGAACAGGGCAGCAGUGUCUGGGUGAUGGUGACCCUUGUUUCAUAGUAGUUUUGAGCUCUGUGUGGACUCAGACACUUGAUUCCAGCCCUAAGGCGAGCUCUCUGCGUUUGCUCAGUUGUAGAUCAGAGCCAGCAUGCUCCUAGUAGACAGAGCUCCAUCCCAGCAGGGAUCUCACCAUGACAGAAUUAACCAGUCUCAAUGGAUUUUACCGAACCUUAGAACCUAUGGAUAUAUCCCUGUACUCUCUCCAAGUUUCAGGAGAUUGGUGCAGAUUGCUCUGCAUGUUGCUUGGUUCCACCAGGACUUAAGUCAGAAGUGCAGUGUAGAAAGCGGCUGAAUGCCUUCUGGGCCAAAGUUGAACCUGGAAUAUUAUAGCUGUGUUUAUGUGGUACUUGCCUUAGUAGCUCAGGCUGGUUUUGAGCUGGGUCUGCAUAGAGUAAGCUUAGGUGUUUUGCCAUCCAUUAUAUAAUUAAUCUGCAGCUUAGGGAAAUGGCCCAAGGCUAAUAAAAUGUUUGCCUAUGUUACUGUGUUCGCUUGGAUCAAGGGUGUGCUCUUGAAGGAAGUCUCACAGUCAUCAUCACUUAGGAAGUUUAUUUCAUAUUGGUUUGUGCUAUUCCAGUGGAUAAGCUGGAUUCCUUUUGGAUGAAAAUAUAUUCAAAAAUACACUCGUACCUACAAACUGGCAUUUGUUUUAGUGGAGUGGGCCUCCCCAAAACACAUAGUGUAGACAUUAGAGUCUUAACUCCCAUUCGUUUUGUUUAACAGACUCGUUCCUAUUGUAUUGCUUGCUGGCACAGACACAGCCUAAACUGACUGCACUUUGAGUCUGAGACCUGACAUAAAUCCAUCAUUUUGGGAGCUUGUGACUGCAAGAAUGUCUUUUCCACCUCAUUUGAAUCGCCCUCCUAUGGGAAUCCCAACGCUUCCCCCUGGGAUCCCACCUCCACAGUUUCCUGGUUUUCCUCCACCUGUACCUCCUGGGACCCCUAUGAUUCCUGUACCAAUGGGCAUCAUGGCUCCUGCUCCAACUGUGUUAGUUCCUACCACAGUGUCUAUGGUUGGAAAACAUUUGGGAGUCAGAAAAGAUCAUCCUGGCUUAAAGAACAAAGAAAAUGAUGAAAACUGCGGUCCCACUACUACUGUUUUUGUAGGCAACAUUUCAGAGAAGGCCUCAGACAUGCUCAUACGGCAGCUUCUAGCAAAAUGUGGUUUGGUUUUGAGUUGGAAGAGAGUGCAAGGGGCAUCUGGAAAACUUCAAGCCUUUGGGUUUUGUGAGUACAAAGAGCCAGAUUCUACCCUACGAGCACUGAGACUACUCCAUGACCUCCAGAUUGGAGAGAAGAAGCUGCUGGUCAAAGUUGAUGCAAAGACAAAGGCUCAGCUAGAUGAAUGGAAAGCAAAGAAAAAGGCAUCUAAUGGGAACUCCAGACCAGAGACAACAAAUGAUGAUGAUGAAGCACUGGAUGAGGAAACAAAGAGAAGAGAUCAGAUAAUUAAAGGGGCCAUUGAAGUCUUAAUACGAGAAUAUUCCAGCGAGCUCAAUGCCCCUUCCCAGGAAUCUGACUCUCACCCCAGGAAGAAGAAAAAGGAAAAGAAGGAGGACAUUUUCCGCAGAUUUCCAGUGGCCCCACUGAUACCUUAUCCACUCAUCACCAAGGAGGAUAUAAAUGCUAUAGAAAUGGAGGAAGACAAAAGAGACCUGAUAUCAAGAGAGAUCAGUAAAUUCAGAGACACACACAAGAAACUGGAGGAGGAAAAAGGCAAAAAGGAGAAAGAAAGACAGGAAAUUGAAAAAGAACGCAGAGAAAGAGAAAGGGAACGGGAGCGUGAACGAGAAAGGAGGGAGCGUGAAAGAGAGAGGGAACGUGAACGAGAGAAGGAGAAGGAACGGGAGCGUGAACGGGAGCGAGAUAGGGACCGUGACCGAACUAAGGACCGAGACAGAGACCGUGAACGAGACAGAGACCGGGACAGAGAUCGUGAAAGGAGUUCAGAUCGCAAGGAUCGGAGCAGAUCAAGAGAAAAAAGCAGAGACAGGGAAAGAGAACGAGAACGUGAGAGGGAAAGAGAACGAGAACGCGAGAGGGAACGGGAGAGAGAACGGGAACGGGAAAGAGAACGGGAAAGAGAGCGGGAAAAGGAUAAGAAGAGAGACCGAGAAGAAGAUGAAGAAGACGCCUAUGAACGACGAAAACUGGAGAGGAAACUGCGUGAAAAGGAAGCUGCAUAUCAAGAGCGUCUUAAAAACUGGGAAAUCAGAGAACGAAAAAAAAGUCGAGAAUAUGAAAAGGAGGCUGAGAGGGAGGAAGAAAGAAGACGGGAAAUGGCAAAAGAGGCCAAACGGUUGAAAGAAUUCUUAGAAGAUUAUGAUGAUGACAGAGAUGAUCCAAAAUACUACAGGGGUAGUGCUCUUCAGAAGAGGCUAAGAGACAGGGAGAAAGAGAUGGAAGCAGAUGAACGAGAUAGGAAAAGGGAAAAGGAAGAAUUAGAAGAAAUUAGGCAACGUCUUCUGGCUGAAGGACAUCCAGAUCCAGAUGCAGAACUCCAGAGGAUGGAGCAGGAGGCUGAGCGACGUAGGCAGCCACAAAUAAAACAAGAGCCAGAAUCUGAGGAGGAAGAGGAAGACAAGGCCGAAAAAGAAGAAAAAAGAGAAGAGCCAGAGGAAGAGGAGGAGGAGCCUGAACAAAAGCCCUGCCUUAAACCAACUUUACGACCAAUCAGUUCUGCUCCAUCUGUUUCUUCAGCUAGUGGAAAUGCAACUCCUAACACACCUGGUGAUGAAUCUCCCUGUGGCAUCAUUAUCCCUCAUGAAAAUUCACCUGAACAGCAACAACUGGAGGAGCAUCGGCCCAAAAUUGGACUCAGCCUCAAAUUGGGUGCCUGCAACAGUCCUAAUCAGCCCAAUGCUGUAAAAAGGAAGAAACUUGCUGUGGAUAGUGUUUUCAAUAAAUUUGAUGAUGAAGACAGCGACGAUGUGCCCCGGAAAAGGAAACUUGUUCCCCUGGAUUAUGGAGAAGAAGAUAAAAGCAAUAUCAAAGGCAGUGUCAAUACAGAAGAAAAGCGCAAGCACAUUAAGAGUCUCAUUGAGAAGAUACCCACAGCAAAACCAGAGCUCUUUGCUUAUCCCCUUGACUGGUCAAUUGUGGAUUCAACACUAAUGGAACGUCGAAUUAGACCAUGGAUUAACAAGAAAAUAAUAGAGUAUAUUGGUGAAGAAGAAGCCACACUAGUUGACUUUGUUUGCUCUAAGGUUAUGGCUCACAGCUCACCUCAGAGCAUACUGGAUGAUGUUGCCAUGGUACUAGAUGAAGAAGCUGAAGUCUUCAUAGUCAAAAUGUGGAGGUUGUUGAUAUACGAGACAGAAGCAAAGAAGAUUGGCCUAGUGAAAUAAAGCACUCUCCUUGCUUCUAGGGUUCCAUUUCAAUUUUGGGCUUUUUUUCCCCCUCAUUGUUCAGAGACUUCGAAUUCUCUCUGUUCUCAGAGACUUGAGACCUGUAUUUUUUUAUGUAGAAAAUGUGAAUUUUUUUGUCCUCUGCUCUGAGGCCCCUUUUACCCUACUCAAUUAGUUAUCAAAUCCUGCAUUGGUUCUCUUUAUAAUACAUGAGGUACAAUUACCGGUAUGUUUUAUAAGCUGCAGCUACUGUACAUGCUCUUUGGUAAUUUUGUUAUGUUACUCUGAUUCUUGUAAAUAUUAAGAAAAAAAAUCCCCUGUUUUGCAAAACAUUUGCACUUAAUGUGGAACUAUAUCAGUUACAGAUGAAGACAAAGGAUUUUACUGCAAGUUUAUCAGUCUUUUUUUGGGAGAAUACUUCCCCUUUUUUAUUUAAGAAAUGAUCAAAAUACAAUUUAAAAAUAAGCGUCUUGAGCUGUUUUCACAGAAGAGCUUUGUGUGUUCAUUUGAUCACUUCAUCUGACUGGAAAAGGAGUUCCUUCAGACUUCUCUUUCUUAUGUGAACCAGUAGUAAUCUUGGUACUUUGUUGCCCAUUAAGAGUUACUAAUGAAGCUGGGAACCUAAUCUCUUGCAGAUGUUCUUCUUUCCCAGAAAGUGCAAAUCACAGGAAGUUUUUUAUUUGCUCAGUUAAAACAAAAGCAGGACCUAAAUUCAGUAAGUGCUAUCUAAUGGUUUUUGUUUUUUUCUUCUACUCAAUUUCAUUCUAGCCCUGCCUACUAUCCCUUCUUUCUCCAAAAUAAUCAGAUUGCUUUUUUAAGAAGAAACUAUUUUUUAAAACUUUUUUUUUUUUUUUUUUAGUAUUUAGAAACAAAACAAAAAGCCCUGUUUGGAUGUAACUGUCUCUUAAAAAAAACCAAAAAAAACCAACCAUGUUAACUAAAACAUAAGUUGUCAUACAAAGCUGGAAUCUUGUUUUUAUCCAUACUGUUAAACUAGCCCUGACUUUUGUUUUCUACUGUAUGCAGUCUGUUGUCCACAAAAAGAGGGUAAUAUUUUCCUGCCUUGUUUGUAUGGGUUUUUUUUUAUAAAUAGACUGAUAUGGUAUAAAUGAUGACAUGUACUGUAAACUGCAUUUUUUUUAUCUCAUACCUGGGUAAGAAGUCAAAUCUAUAAUGUGCUGUGAGCUGUUUUGAUUGCAGGAGGACUGUGUUCCAGGGAGCAAACGGUCUCAAAGUUAUUUUUAAUUUUUGAAACAAAAUUCUUAAUAUCAAACAAAUUAAGUAAAGGUGUUCCAGUAUCUCUGUAUUGUAUUUAACUGAAGGAUACAGGUUGACCUGUUCAGAAAACAUAACUGUGACCUUGAGUUACUAGUUGUUUGUAUCUGGAGAGGACACUUGAAAACACUGUUCUUAACAAUUGGGAUCGUGUAUAGGUUCCACCAUGUAAAUAUUUCAGAUAUUAAAAAUGUAUAUAUUUGA
Messenger RNA from Motacilla alba alba, 6737 nucleotides. RefSeq names its product RNA binding motif protein 25 (gene RBM25). Gene Ontology annotation, molecular function: mRNA binding. Gene Ontology annotation, cellular component: spliceosomal complex. The transcript has 19 exons. The coding region runs from base 2742 to 5258 and encodes 838 amino acids. Gene Ontology annotation, biological process: regulation of alternative mRNA splicing, via spliceosome; mRNA processing. The record is from RefSeq and is a predicted model, not a curated record. Lineage: Eukaryota; Metazoa; Chordata; Aves; Passeriformes; Motacillidae.